Molecule: messenger RNA, 570 nt
Organism: Plasmopara halstedii
Lineage: Eukaryota; Oomycota; Peronosporomycetes; Peronosporales; Peronosporaceae
Exons: 2
Coding region: 1-570 (189 amino acids)
Source: RefSeq, a predicted model, not a curated record
AUGAUGCAAGCCAAUCUCACGAAACCGAAAGAAUGGACGGCGAGCGGCCGUAUCAACGGUCUGAAGAUGAAAGCUGCAAAGUUGAAGACAUUGAGCGCUUCCAAUGAAGCAGUUUUCGGCCUUCUUAAACAACUCUCCUACUCCUUACCUUAUCCUGAGCUUGCUGCCCAAAGCCCAGGUCGAUUACCUUCACCGCCUCGAUGCACAUUUGAAGAAGCAAGAGGCAAGCAAUCCAUUAAAGAGUGGUUAAACUCCAUUGAUAGCGCUGACCAACAAAACAGAACAAAAUGGAAUCUAGCAAACAACUCGGACAGGUGGGAGCGACUGAAAGCAAGGGUUCCUACAGCGCUCUCAGGACAUGCACAUCUCGGUUUGGAUAAGUCGAAAUGGGCUUUAGCCAGCUUCCUCCCGUACAUAAUCUUCCCUUGGAGACCGAUUUGCGGAGUGGACCGGACGCCAGUGGGUGAAGACGAGAGGAAGGAUGUUUGUCUGGAAGAUAUCGCAUCAGCUUUCAAAAAGAACGACCAAGUACGCGCGGCUAUUCGAGCUAUCUUGGAUAAGAAAGAUUAG